Messenger RNA from Drosophila grimshawi, 1109 nucleotides. Its product is annotated as elongation of very long chain fatty acids protein F-like. Gene Ontology annotation, biological process: very long-chain fatty acid biosynthetic process; fatty acid elongation, polyunsaturated fatty acid; fatty acid elongation, saturated fatty acid. The transcript has 2 exons. Gene Ontology annotation, cellular component: endoplasmic reticulum membrane. The record is from RefSeq and is a predicted model, not a curated record. Bases 59 to 859 code for a protein of 266 amino acids. Gene Ontology annotation, molecular function: fatty acid elongase activity. Lineage: Eukaryota; Metazoa; Arthropoda; Insecta; Diptera; Drosophilidae.
UAGUCGCAUUCGCAAGUCGGACAAAGUUGAAAUCGGUUCUUUAGGCGGAGCUCACAUUAUGAUGACGAUAUUCGAUCUACCGGACGCACAUCCUGACGUCCAGCUACCUCUUCUAAGAAGUCCUGUGCCCAUUAGUAUUAUUAUGGUUUCCUAUUUGCUGUUCGUGCUGAAACUGGGCCCACAGUUCAUGGCAAAACGGGAACCCUACAAAUUACGGGGACUAAUGAAGAUCUACAAUCUAGUGCAAAUAGCUUACAACAUUGUACUCGUCAUGAUUGCUAUAUAUUUAACAACCAACGCGCAGAGCUACAAGCUGUUCUGCCUCGCUCCACUGCCCUCGGAUCACAAGUACAUGUUCGCAGAACGAGCAUUAGCCUACCUCUACUAUCUUAAUAAGAUACUCGAUCUGGUGGACACUGUCUUCUUUGUGCUGCGAAAGAGCUACAAGCAGGUGACGCAGCUUCAUCUCAUCCAUCACGUAUUUAUGCCGUCGCUUGGCUAUGUGAUGACACGAUUCUACGGCUAUGGGGGCCACCUCCUUGUGACGGGCAUAUUAAACGUAAUCGUACAUAUCAUUAUGUACACCUACUACUACCUUUCGUCGCAGAGUGAGUCCAUCAAGAGGAGUCUCUGGUGGAAGCAGUACGUAACCGUCAUUCAGCUAAUUCAGUUCGUGCUUAUUACUUUGCACAGCUUAUUGACUCUAACUCAGCCCAAUUGCAAAACAUCUCGUCCCGUCAUCUACGCGGUUCUAUGUGCUUCACUAUUAAUGAAACCAUGUUUACCAACUUCUACAUUCAUGCUUACGUACUGGCCAAGAAAAAGAAAAUCGAUGUCCGAAAAUAACCAAAAGCAAUAGUCGAUCGUUAAUUAAACCUUUUGUUAAUGUUAAUGCAGAACUUAUUCCUAUAGCGAGAACGAUGUCUCUCCCUCUCCCCCCCUCCAUGGAUUGCUUAAAUGUUUGCAAUAUUUGGUACAACAUAUGAAAUACAUUAUUCAUAUAUAUUUUAGCAAUUAAAUUAAUUAAUUAUUGACUACACUGUCUAGGAAAAUCUUUUACACAUAGAAUAGAGAUUUUAGUUCAAUAAAAGUUGCUUUGUGGAAAUGUA